AUGGAGCCUAAUGGCCCAUUCAUCCCGAUUAUUUACUCUCACCUGAGCUAUGGGAAUGCAAUACCUCCUCCAAUUUCUACUCAACUCCAAGAACUCCAAGGAUUGUUCAAAAUCCCUACAAACACGUUACCUUCAAAUAUCUCCAACACUAACUUCGGAUUGUCAAAUGUGAAAAAAGAAGACCAUCAAGUUGUAUGUGGCGUUACUGAACAAGCCAUCUCAAGCUGUAAUGUAUCACAGCUCACAUGCAUAAAACCAACACAAGAACAAAUGACAGAGAGUAUACAAACCAGCUCCUGUCCAAUGACUAAACAAGCAAUAACCCAGCCAAAAGAAGACCCCGCCAACAAAUGGAGAAAAUAUAUGAGAGCACAUAUGCAGAGAAAAUUACCGGUUCGGAGAGCACCUCAAGGUGUUCCAGAUCUAGUGCCUGAGAGGAAAAAGACUGCUCCCAUUAAUCCUGCUUAUACUGUCCGAAAGUCACGGGUUUCCCAUAGUGUCCACACACGACCAUAUAGAGACAGGGUCAUUCAUUUAUUAGCCUUGAGAGACUACAAGAAAUCUGAAUUACUCAUCCGUCUGCAGAAAGAUGGUGCCCCCAAAAAUGACAAGGACACUCUUGAAACAAUUCUACAAGAGGUAGCACAUCUGAAUAGCACAAAUCUUUCAUAUAGUUUAAAAGAUGAUAUUUUUCAAGAGAUACAAAAAGAUUGGCCUGGAUACAAUGACUUAGACAGGCAGUCAUUGGAGUUAGCAAUUUCCAUCAAAGCAGACCCAAUGCAGAAUGCUGCUAACAGAAACUUCUCUGAAUCUACACUUUCUACAACAAAUAAUGAUGCAUUGUUUCCAGAGAAUCCCCUGUUCAGUGCUGUUAAUGUUAGUGCUUUAAUUAAAAAGAAAGUCAGAAUAUCUCACUUAACCACUAUGUCACCUUCUGCAGUGAAUAUGCAUCUGAAUAGAAUCAAUGCAAGAUCUUCUGUGGGUCUCCUGCCAUCCGGUGCCAAAUCACCACCACCGCUUGAAACCCCCUGUGAGAUGUCAUAUACCACUCCAAUUCUGGACUCUGAGUCUGAUUCUUGUAGCACUACAGAUACAGAACAACUUGAGAUUCAAGAUCCGUAUGCAGAUAGUACCAGUUCAAAUAGUAGUAUCUUUGACAGUCCCGAGAGGGAAACCACUCCUUCACAAAUGCUACCUUCUGUCUCAGCUCCAACAGAGUAUUCACGAAGCAUGCAAGAAAAACAUUUACAAUUUGGUGAUGAAUUCCAAUAUAACUCCAUGCAACAGAAAGCAAAACAAUGGAAUAACCAUACUGACGUGAUGGGGACAUGGAAGAUUGACUCUGCAAGACAAGAUGAAAAGGCUAGAGCAAAUUGCAGCAUAAAAUUAGAAGAGGUGUGUGUUGCCUCCAAGGAGACUUUCGAAACCUAUGAGAAUACAGAUUAUCUUACUAAAUAUUUCCCUGUUGUUUCUUAUGAGCAACGUGAGUAUUAUGCUCAGGAGUUUAAAGCUCAGUAUGAUGAAUAUCAGGCUUUGUAUGCCAAGAUGAAGACAUUAUCUAGUGUAUUCCUUGAACUAGAUUCUAGAAGAAAGCACUUUCCUUCAAACUCAAAAGAGUAUCAGGAAAUCAAUGAAAAAAUUAUACUAGAAUAUCAGAAAAUGAGAGAGAGGAACCCCAGCUACCUGGCAGAAAAACAGAGGUUCAUGUAUCUGUAUAACAAGCUACUUCACAUCAAGAACUUAGUACGUGAUUUUGACCAGAAGCAAAUAAAUCUAGAGCACUAA
Molecule: messenger RNA, 1785 nt
Organism: Ochotona curzoniae (black-lipped pika)
Lineage: Eukaryota; Metazoa; Chordata; Mammalia; Lagomorpha; Ochotonidae
Product: RNA polymerase II elongation factor ELL2-like
Exons: 1
Coding region: 1-1785 (594 amino acids)
Biological process (GO): transcription elongation by RNA polymerase II; positive regulation of transcription elongation by RNA polymerase II; snRNA transcription by RNA polymerase II
Cellular component (GO): transcription elongation factor complex
Molecular function (GO): cis-regulatory region sequence-specific DNA binding
Source: RefSeq, a predicted model, not a curated record